AGGCCUAUGUGUGUAGGUCGGUCCCUAGGUUUGUGGUUUUAGCUUUUCAAAGGAGCGGAGCUAUUAUGGGCUAUGGGAUCAAGUUCGGAAAAACUAGUCUUCUUUAUCUUGAAAAAUGGCUUUGUAACAGGAGGCGCCAAGGAGCUUAAGUACACAUAACUUGCGCACGGGAGGGAAAAAUGACGAAAGUUCCUCAGGGGUUUGAUUUCAGUUUCCUAAAUGAGGAAGAAGCCAGGAAGAUCCUCCAGGUACUGGAAAGAAAUGAGGAACUCCGAAGGGCAGAGAAGGACAGGAUCAGCAAACUUCAGAAGACAAAGAGGGAUAUCAGAUGGCUUCAAGGAGCUACUGGUGAAUGGUUUGAAGAAAUUCAAAGAAAGAAAUUUUGCAAUGAAACAGAUGUGAGCCAGAUGUUAAAGCCACCACUUACAUACAGGCUACGGAAGGGGAUGGCAAAAAAUGAUCCUAUGGAAUUACAAACAUCAAGAUCAAAAACCUUAAUAAACCAAAAACCAUCUGUUUCUCCCCGAAUGAGCUUCCGGUCAUCCUUUGCUUCACUGUUCUCCUUCAGAAGAUCCGGGAAGGAGACGCUUAAGCUUCAGUCUCAGAGACGGAAGGGGUAUGAUGACCGUGUAGGACCUUCUGUGUCUGUGAGGGAGACAACGGUGGCAAAAAUAUACAACUCACCGGUUGGGAAUCAACCAGUCGCCAGUGUGUUUGUCCCUAAGCCAGCCAUCAUGAGGGAGGAGAGUGGCAUGCCUCCACCCUGGGAUUCUUCUCCACUGGAAAGUGAGUUUUUCCAAGUUUUAGAUGAUUUGGACAGCAAGCUAGCUCAGGAACACUCUGCGGGCUCAGUAAAUACCAGAGUGCCAUUCAACUAUGGAUCAAGAACACCGUUCCAACAUUCCCACUCGAGUAGGAACGGGCAUGGUCAUACCACAGGAAGGCACCAAAACUACCACAGUGAAACUUCCAACAUGUCCAUCUAUGACAUCCUGAGACCAGGAACUCCUAGAGAAGGCUUUAAAACCUUUUCUCCCAGAACAAAGACAAUUUACGAUAUGUACAGGACCAGGGAGCCCAGAGUCUUAAAAGAGGACUUCAUGCAAAAGAAUACGUUCGGCAGUACAUCCUUGUGCUUUGAUGGCCGGCAGCGCUCAGCCUCACCAGCCACAGGGCGUUUUACUGCAAAGAGUUUACACUUUCCGGCUGCUACUCCAAACAAGACUAGUUUUACACCAGUAAGGCGCCAGCAAAGCCCUAAAAGAACUCCUUUAUCAUCCAUCAUGUGGAAUAGGCCAGAUUCUUCUAGACAUAGGCAGAAUCGGGACGAAUCACUGGGGGCACCAUCACCAAUGGACAUUGACCCUGCUGAUCAGUAUGUGGCUCCUAAGUGUUUUCAGGAGAGUAGGAGGUAUGAGUUGUACCAUUCACAGAGUGUUCACCAAAGCAUCCCUUUAAAUGCCCCCAUGGACAAUGCAAUGAGUCCUGACACAUUGGAGAACUCAGAGAACAUGCCAUUCUACCAUCAGAAUAACCCAUUUGCAAGGUCUUUCUUUAGCACUACCUUCAGACAGAGCAGAGAACAGAGAUUUGGACAGAAUUCCUUUUGGAGCCAACAGAAAGAACAUUCUUUCUGGUCUGACUUACACCAGGGCAGGAAGCCAUUGCCUUCUGACAGGGACUUUGAAAUGAUUUCUGUUGAAGCAAAUAGGGCACCAUCUGUUUAUGACCACGGUGUCCCUUCUCAACACUGGAGGCCACAUUCUCCUGGUUGUGGAACAUAUGUUUUCAGAGGUCAAGAGGAUCCACAUUGCUGGCGAUCUGAUCUUCAAACAUCCCCACUGGAGAGCAUGGACACAUCACAUGCCAAUGAGAACGAAUUUCCACCCCAUUUUGUCACACCAGAUGGAUUUUCCAUGACUAGCUCAAGCUGCCACAUCCAAUCUUCUGGGCUGGACUAUCAGCAGGGCCACUGUCCUAUAGACAUAGCUGUAGAUGAGGAGCUGUGUGGCAAGGCUCAAACUCUAAUAUCCUCAUUCAGAACUUCCUUCCCCUUGAUUCCUGAUGCCAGAAGGAAUUCUCAGAGUCCCAGCUUCCCGAGCUCCACAGUUACUUUGGAGAAAAUAAUCCCUAAUAAGCCAGAUUAUCUUCCAAUAAGAAACUUUACAGAAGUUACUGUGGCUGGUGGCCAUUCCACUGAAUCACUGUCUCUUCCUGAAACCCAGCCCAACACCCCAGUCACAGAAAUGAACAGUGAGAAAGACAUGAAUGAAUCUAUUUCAGGAAAUGAACAGCUAAACAAGGUGGGCCAGAAAAACAAGGCAAGUGGGUUACCCCAACCUAUUUCACAGACAGUGAUCGCUAAUGAUUUACCUGAUUUUCAAAAGGCCCACUCCCAACACUUAACCCAAAACGACAGGUUUGCCUUUAAUGAAUCUGCCACAGUAAGUUCCAGAAGGUCCCCCAGGGUCUUUUCCAGGAAAGACACUUCCCAAACACUUAUAGCACAAAGAGAUAAAGCUCACGAACUGAAGGAAGAUGAAGGGUUUCCUGGGAGCAGGAAAGUUGACUCCACAGCCUCCCUGCCUUUCAUCCAAGAACCUGCAAUGCUGCCAUCUCUUCCCAGCCCAAAUCAAAGUUGUCACCAGAAAACAGGAAGUAAUGAAGAGGGUUUGAGCAUCAUUAAAAAUAACCACUGGUGCUUUGAACCCACUGCUACCCAAAAAGCAGAGUCUCCAGGGGAGCCUGCUAAUUUAGACCUUGAGCGUCAACAACAUCCUUCCACCCAUUCUACCAAUGGCAGCAAGCUGGCCGCCAGGCACAGAGUCUGGCAGGACUCUGGAGAUGUGCCAUCAGGUGUGCCCCAAGAUUCUUUACCAUUGAGUGAUUCUUUCCCUGAUGCUCUUUUGAUACCUUCUAUGACCAUGUUCUCCAGGAGGCUUUCAGACCAAGAUCCAUCUCAAGAAGAAAGAGAAGAAAAAGACCAGGCUACAAAGAACCAAAAUAACCAGUUGGCUAUAAAUUCCACAGAUAACCAAGAGAGUCAUGACGGUCCUGCAUUUCUGCAUGAUGCUGUUCACUGCCAUCCGUACUCUCCCUUCAGAAACGGGAGGGGGAAAGGAAGAGUCAGACGCCAUGUGUCCUGUAUUGAGAAGCUAACCAAGACUGAGAAUAGAGCAGCACCCACAAGUGAAGGCAGCAGCCUCACAGAGGACCAAAGUAGCGUCAGAGCCCCUGAGCUCAGCACAGUCUAUUGCACCUUGCCAAGAAAGCCAGCCAGCUUUCUCACACACAGCAGACAGCAAGAGAAUAAGAGAAUGUCUGCUUCAGUUAGGAAUGGGCCACUUCCUUUCCAAAUAAAAAAUAAAGUGGAUGUUCUGACUGGGAAGAGCACAUCUGAUCAACCCAGUUCUCCCCCAUCAGUGAGUGAUGCUUCAAAUUCCAUCAUGGGAAUGCCUGAAGCCACCAAGAAGAUGACAGAUAUGAGAGCCAUUAGGUCGGCUUCUGUUAGAAAAGGGCCACUCCCUUUCCUCAUCAAGAGGGCGAUAUCCUGUCCUUCGGGGGAGCCAUGUACCUUGGCUAGAAGUGAUGAAAGAGAAAAGUCACCAAUCCUGGAUGUGGAUGCUUCUGCUGUAAUGCCCAGGCCUUGGGGGAGAAUCUUCAAUUCUCUGGAAGAUAACUCAUCAUUUGAAGAGAGUACUUUCACCGAAAGACACAACCAAAAGGAACUUGCUCAUGAACCCACUGGAAAGCUUGAGGAGAUGCCUGCCCCCGGAAUGAGCUCGUCCACCCUUUCAAACAAAAGCCCCAAGCCUCUGCGUGCAGACACAUCAGGAAAAGAGAGUGGGAAGGCAUUACAUAAGUUAAAGACAACUAGUAUGUUCUCUGUUUCUGGUGAUGAAGAGAACGUGAAAUGUCUUGAGGUGGUUUCAAUAUAUUAUACUCUACCAAGAAAACCCAGCAAGAAAUUCUGCAGCCUCCUUCAGCAGUAUGCACAAGGUACAGAUUCACUUCGAGACGCUUUUCAAGGGAAGACUGAAGCAUUUCCUAGUGCUUUAGAACGUGAUGAGUUAAAUUGUCCUGCCCAAGUGCAGUCAGGAAUACCUCCACCACAAGACCUAAAGAUGCAGGUUGACUCUGCUCCACGCUGUUGUUCUCACAGCACUGAAAAUAAGGAGGCUUCUGAAUCUACCUUGGAGGAAAUGGCUUCUGUGGGGCCAGAUGUUUCUCUUCCUAAGGGAGAACCUAAGACCAAAGAGAUUUCCCCGGGUAGCUUAGCUAAAACAAACAUGGAUGAUUCACUAAGGAGAAAAAAGAGAGGGGGGAAAUUGCCAAGACAAAUUCUACAGAGCCCAUUACUGCCUCAGGAAAAAAAUGCUGGAGCAGAAAACACUGAAAACCAUCAACAGCCUUCUAAAGGAGGAAAUGGUGGGCCCCCUGGUCUCCCAGCCCACUCAGAAGGUAAUGUGGAAAAUUCCCAAACCAGAAGAAAUUCUGGAGCAUGUGCAGGUGGUACAGCCACUGUAUCAACAGGAAACGGAUGGUAUCCUUGGAGAGAUUACAUGGCUGUAGCUGUGGAUGACAGUUUUAGUGGGUCACAGCCCAGGGAAGCCAGUGGGACAACUGGAUCAGACUGCCAAAACCUGACUGAUAAGAUGCUCUCUGACUCAGAACCAGCCUUUGCUGUAACCCCAGCAUUGCAUAAACUGCAGCUUGCUGAAGGGGCUCAGUCAGGAAGAGCAGAUCUGCCCUCGGAACCCAGGCAGGCAAGAAGUCAGGGGACAAAUACAGCAGAGAGGAGGAAGGUUAAAGAUGAAACACAGAAGUUGGCGUGGGAUCAAACUCUACUUCCUGGAGGAAACAAUGAGAAUAAAACCAACAUGGGCGACCUAGAAACAAAAGAAAACAGAUACUCGGGUAAACACAGACUGGAAGCCAUGUCCAAAGCAAGCAGAAAAAUCCCAGCUAAGGAUUUAAGUCCCAGGAGACACAUAGCCACUCUCUUCUCCCAAAGUGAAAGCAAAUCUGGCUUUAGAGGGUUAUCUCUUUGCAGGUCAGAGGACAGCCCACUGUCCCCUGAACCUACCGUAAAAUCCACGGAGUCCACAGAUGAAAGCAGCCUGAUGAAUGUGGACAAAUCUGAAAGCCCUCUCCAAGCUACUGCAAUAGCCAACCCGGAACCUCCUUGUCAGUCCUGCAACCAGAGGUCUGCUAACAUUUCACAACCACAUCAGAAUGAGUCGAACAGUGUCUUAGGAACACCAUCAAAGAGUGAGGAUUUGGGAGAGUCAGGAGCCCUAGCUCGGCUCACACUUACCAGCCCCAUAGAAAAAAGCGCUAACCAUCACCAGAGGUUGAGUCCCCCCUUUCCCCUAGAAUCUGUGCAGAAAUCCACAAUAAACCUAUCCCAUUGUCAGCUGCGCCACUGCAGUGCCCCAUCUCCAGAGUCAGAACCUGAGCCUCACCUCUACAGGGCAAAGAGUUUAAAAAACUUCAAUGUGCAUGGUGAUCGGCUGUGCACAAGCCAUCCUCCCAAAGCCAGGGGGCGCCACUUCUCUGAAAACACUUCCAUUGACAGUGCUCUCAGUCAACUGUCCCUUGAGGAGGACUCUUCCCACAACAGUGCUUACAGUCGAAGAUUCAAAUCUUUUUCUGAGCUUCCUACCUCCAAUGAAAGUGACAGUUGGGCUUUGUGUAACAAUAGAACUAGAUCGGGUCCCAAGUCCACCUCAUCCAUUUCCAGGCCUAUUGACUAUGGAAUUUUUGGGAAAGAGCAGCAGUUGGCUUUCUUGGAGAAUGUCAAGCGGUCACUCACACAAGGAAGAUUAUGGAAGCCAAGUUUCCUCAAGAACCCUGGCUUCCUCAAGGAUGAUGUCCUUAAUGCUUCCAACCUGUCUCAGUCAGAGCUGGUGAAUCCUGGUGGUCGGUCGCCAGAAGAUGGCUUAUGUCCAAGUGGACCACUUAAUAUCUAUGAGGACGACCCGGUGGACUCAGACAGGGACACAGACACAACCACCGAUGAUGAGUACUACCUGGAUGAAAACGAUAAAGAGUCGGAACUAUGAGACUGAAGAAGCGGUCUAAUAGAAUACCCUACAAUUUGCUUUUUGCCAAAAAACAUUGUUGAACUGAGUCUAAAUUUAUAGACAGGUAGAAGAAAAUCUUGUUUGGGAAGUGUCUACACCAAAACAACCCAUUCCUUUCUUUUCUGUAUGUGUGUAUGUUUUUUUCUUCUGAAUUCUAAGAACAAUGAUUGCUGGUUUUGAAGGGUUUUGUUUGUUUUUCCUGGUAUUUUCUCCUGUGUGUUUGAACUUGGCCUUCUUACCUCUUCCCCCAACCCCAUCUCUACACCACUUUCCAAUCCUGGCUCCAUUUUCCCAUCACUUUUUUACAUCUCUUACACUUAAUAGUUUGGGCACAUGUUAAAACUUGUUACUUGUUAAUUAUCCAGCACAGUGGCAAAACUGUAUUGUCUCUCUCUGUCCACAUCCUGAAUUCCAGAUACUAAAUAUAAUGCAGGGAAAAGUGAUAGUUGGGUAAAGUACCUUCAUUAGAUGUGUACUGUGUUCCUGCAGUGCCCACAGAGGCACUGGAGGGCACUGGAGCCCCUGAAGUAACAAUGGUUGUUAGGAGUCGCACGGUGCUGCAACCAAACCUGGGUCCUCUGCAAGAGCUGCAAGUGCCCUUAACUCUCUCUGGAGCCACAAGAUAAAGGGGUUGUUAGGAGAAGACCCUUGACUUCAGUAGUGGAGUCUUGACACACAUGUUUAGAGUACAUGUUGAGGUUAACCAUGAAGGGUCAGUCCCAUUAGUGCCUUCAGGAAUUUCUCUGAAAUAGUUUGUGGGGGAUUGGCUGAACUUUGGAGGGCUAAGUUUUCAUCGGGCUUAACACUUGGGUGAAGCUCACAGGAUGCAGGCAAUGUGGUUUGGCUGCAGAGACGUAGCUAACAGAUGGAGGUGAGCAGACAGCGCUUUUUUGGACCAGCUUUGUUGCUGCUCUUUCCACGACUGAUUGUUCCCAUCUCUCCAGACCUGUGCAUUUCUCAUUUCCUUAUUUAUAGCCCAGACCGUGGCUGAUUAAACUUUUCUCACUUAAUUUCUUUAUAGCUCUGGGAAUUUUUACAUGCCCUCAUAUAUAUAUACACAUAAAACAGUUUUCUGGCUUAUACACAAAUUUAUCAUUUGUUUAAGAUAAAAAACAAACAUAUACUAAUGAGAUGGACAUCUCUGCUUAUCUAACGCAGUAUAAUCCAAGGAAGCUGUGAUGUCACCCACAAGCUGGGGAAUGAAGAAAUAACAAGUCUGUAAGUUCAUUUCUAUCUGAACAGACAUCUUUGCAUGUGCGGUAAAAGCAGUGCAGUUCAUAACAGAAUAAUAUCAGGUUCCCUGCCCCACUUCCCUUCCUCUACCGACUUCUCCCUGAACCCUUUCCUCUCCCUCUGCUCAGUACAAGGUAUGCAUGCUGUGUGCUGGAACCAGGGCUGCAGUGAAGUCAUGCCAUGAACCAUGGGUGAGCACUGCCAGGAUUUUUUAUGUUUAAUUUUGAAUUAAUUUUUGUUCAGUGCACAUUCAGAAACUUUUUACUGUUGGCAUUUUUUCAACCCUGCAUUUAGUUAUACAACCCCAUAGAGAGUGGGGAUCCAUGGUUAAAGAAGCUCUGGGCUUCUCAGAGUCAAUAGGACACUUCUGAUGGGACAUUUAGUGGGAACCUUGGAGGAGUCCUUAAAAUGCUGGGCCAGAUGUGAUGUCUGGGGACCACUUGGCCUCUCUGCUGAGCCCUCUAUCAAACCCCCAGGAACAUCUAACUCAGAACUCCUAAUUUGUUGUAAAUAUCUUGUGAUACUCAUUGUUCAUCUGGCUUCCUACCUCUUUAGUUGCCACAUAGACAUCUGGAGCUGUCUCUUCUUGUAAUUCAAGGCAAAGGUCUAUGGAUGAGGCUGAGGCUGAUCUAGACCUGCAGGCAGCAUGGGAUCCUGGAUCUCAAUACAGAAUGGAGGUUGUCUUGUUGUAUAGCUGUUUUACGACAUACUUUUAUUUUCCACUGUUCAUCCAGAUAAACCGAAGCUAAGGACAGGUGUUAGCACAGCGUAUAGAGAUCUGGAACCAAUGCAAGGAAGACAGAUCUAUAUUAUUAUUGCCCCCAUAAUCAUCUGGCCUGGAAGCCAAAUGACAGAGCAAGUUUAUAUCAGUCCCAUCAAACUCAAAACUAGUGAAGGUGAGGCUACUAAUAUGAAAGCUUUUCCUUAAACCUAUCCACUCAAACAGAGCAACAUUCCAUUUCUUAUUUAAUGCUGUAUGUUGUGUGUAUGCCUUCUCCUUUUGCUAAUUAUCUGAUUAUUUAAGUAAAACUCAUAAAUUAUGACUUUCUUUUUUUUAACCAGAGCUAAGGACUGAACC
Molecule: messenger RNA, 8397 nt
Organism: Onychomys torridus (southern grasshopper mouse)
Lineage: Eukaryota; Metazoa; Chordata; Mammalia; Rodentia; Cricetidae
Gene: Exph5
Product: exophilin 5
Exons: 6
Coding region: 180-6065 (1961 amino acids)
Biological process (GO): positive regulation of exocytosis; positive regulation of protein secretion; multivesicular body sorting pathway
Cellular component (GO): endosome
Molecular function (GO): small GTPase binding
Source: RefSeq, a predicted model, not a curated record